AGUGAGAAUUUUAUGAAAUCGUUAGAAGUCUUUUAUGUUGACGUCUCAUUCGAGGCGUUUUGAAACCGGAAACGGCUACUUUGUGGCGCUACUUCUGGUGAAGCGAAGUCCUAUAGCUUCCAGAUAUGUCUCUAAGUUCAGUGCAGUCCACUUUGUCCACUCUGAAGUCAUGUCAAGACGAUAUCGGAGCUUGUAUGGACAUGGUAUCAGAUGUUGCACUGGGAAUAGUUGAAGCACAAGGUAUGGAUAACAGUCCAGCUCUGAAAAAGCUGGAGGAAAUGAUUCUGGAGUGCUCCAGACUGGACAGAGAAAUCAGUUGUUUUGUGGAGUCUGUUGAUGAGAAGACUGCUCAGGUCAGACGUGAACCUCCCGACGCCAUGUUUCAUCUGAGAAAUGCUGUAAAGGAGCGUUUCACCGAGCUUACAGCUGGAGUUACAGAUGCAGAUCUGCAAAGACACAGCAAGGUUGUUGCCUUCAGAGACAGUGUCAGGAAAUAUGCCAUGCAAGCAGGUCAAACUGCUGCUGAGAAUGAAGAGGAGGAAUUUGAUGAGGACAUUGCUGUAACACAGAGCCAGACAAACUUCACCUGCCCUCUCACCCAGGUUGAAAUGGUCAAUCCAGUGAAAAACAAGAAAUGCGGUCAUCACUAUGACCAAGAGGCUGUACUUGAAAUGAUAAAGGCCAAGCACAAAAAUAAGAAGAAAUUUCGCUGUCCUAAGGUUGGCUGUGGAAACACAGAUGUUCAGCAGUCAGACCUCGAGCUGGAUUUGCUUAUGAAGAGAAUGAUUCAGAACCACAAGAGACAGAGCGGAAAAACCUAAUUUGACUAAAUCAGUCCUGCAGAUGUUAUAGUUGUUCCGUCUUUAAUGGAAAAAUGGUUUUGCCUGAAUGUUGAAAUGUACAACUGGAGUUUUGUUGUAAACUUUGGCUCAUGUUAUAGUUAAUAUAUAACACAUUUAAAGUUCAUGUUUGUAAUAUAAAAAUGAAGACACUGUGCUUGUCAAUGCUGACAUUUUUUUAAAUAAACCUUUGUAUAUUCGUUCUCA
Carassius auratus (goldfish) is the source of this 1046-nucleotide messenger RNA. RefSeq names its product E3 SUMO-protein ligase NSE2-like. The transcript is spliced from 7 exons. Gene Ontology annotation, molecular function: zinc ion binding; SUMO ligase activity. NCBI's taxonomy places the organism in Eukaryota, Metazoa, Chordata, Actinopteri, Cypriniformes, Cyprinidae. The coding region runs from base 126 to 821 and encodes 231 amino acids. Gene Ontology annotation, cellular component: Smc5-Smc6 complex; nucleus. Gene Ontology annotation, biological process: protein sumoylation; double-strand break repair via homologous recombination. The record is from RefSeq and is a predicted model, not a curated record.